AACCUAGUCAAGCUUUUAGAACAAGACUAACACCGGAAGUUUUACCACAUCAAAAGCAUUAUUCACUUGAACGCAGUACCAUACAAUAUGCAGUAUUAUGUCAUACAAGGAGGGUCGAUCGGGGUUAGAGUCACAGUUGGGGUUGAAAAGCAGGGUUUGAAAAAUUCAACGCUUUCUGUGGCUCUGGUUUCAAGGUAGCCUUCCUCUCCUGCAGUUUGCCUUUAAUUGUCCUUAAGGUUUCAAAUCUGCUGGUGACCCUUCCUUCCUUCCUUCCUUCUUUUCUCCCUUUCAUACCCUCCUUCCUGCUUUUCCUGAUUCAGACAUCCUUCCUUCCUCUAUUAUUUCCUCAAUUCCUUCCUUCCUACCUGUAUUCUUUUCUCAAUUUCUUGCCCUCCCUCCUGCUUUUCUUGAUUCAGACAUCCUUCCUUCCUCUAUUAUUUCCUCAAUUCCUCCCUUCCCCUUACUAGUUUCCUCUAUUCCUUCACCCCGUUUAAUUUCCUUAUUUCCUCCCCCCUUCCUUCAUCCUUCCUAUGCCCCCUUCCUUCUUUGCAUCACCCCUCUUUCAUUCUUUCCUUAAUUACAUCAUCUAUCCCCUUCUCCUACUUCUUUCCUUAAUUCCUUUAUUCUUCUUCCCAUCCUUUCUUCCUUCCUCCCUUCCCGCUCCUCCUCUCCUUCCCCCGGCCUUGAAUCAUUCAACCUUCCUUCCAUAAACCUUCAUUUGUCCCUCAUACCUUUUCAUCCAUUCUCCCUUCCUUCAUGCCUUGUCUUUCCUCCCUCCUCCCUUACACCCUCCUUCCCCACCUCUCUGCCUUCCAUCUUGUGUCCUUAUCAUUCCGCCCUCCCGCAAUUCCCCUUUUCAUUCCUCCACUCCUACAUUCUUGAACGCUUCUUUCCAUCACUUCCUCCCUUUCCUUCUUCCCUUUUUAAAAGGUGUCCCGUGUCGUCGUGUCUCGCUCUUAUUUUGAAAGGCUAAGCGGACAUCCAUCGGCGUGCGGGGUGCGACCGGGACUUGACGCGUGCAGUGGUGACUGUGAAGUCUCGCAGCGCUUUGGACUCGCAGAGUGUCAACUUGACGAUGGCGAUGGCGUCGGCGCCUCGUCUUUUUCCUCAUCGUCAUCGCCGCCGGUCGGUCUGAGCUUUCCCUUCCCGGACACACGUCGUCGCCCCUCCGACUCCCGUCAAACACGACGUUUCCAAGGGCGUUUCUGUUUCGUUUUGUACGUCGCCCAGUGAGCUAACUUUACGUUUUUAAAAAAAUAUAUAAAACAUUUUUUUAAGUGUCGUGCUGUUUUUCUGGCCGCUCCCAUCUCAGUGGCAAAUAUGCGGGCAAACCUCCGCGGAGAGGACCGGGGUACGGCGUAAAUACACGCCGAGGAUGUGCGGAUGACGAAGGCAAUGAUGUUUGCGGUGGCGUCAUCUGUACAAAGCGUCGUCGUCAAGGAAAUCGGGACUUUUUCUUUUUUUGGGGCGGGGGUACACUCGUUUCCCCCUCAUGGAACACACCGGGUGGGAGGCCGCCGCUGACUCUCGCUGACACCGGAGAGGACCCCGCCCGCCGCGCGCUCCCCCAGGUGGCUCAAGCUACAUCGCAGGACUCAUCCGUGAAGAUGUCAGCGUGGCUGAUUUGACGCAUUGCCUGUAGGAAAGAGGCGUUUUCUCCUCUUCCUUCUCCCCUUCCCCGUCCCCCCCCCUGCCCCCCCCCAACCCUAUCAGUUUUCACCUUAGCCUGCCUUUUCCAACCCCACCCCACCUUCCAUCAUGCUUAUCAAGGAGUACCGCAUCCCCAUGCCUAUGAGUGUGGAGGAGUACCGCAUCGCCCAGCUCUACAUGAUCCAGAAAAAGAGCCGGGAGGAGAGCUGCGGCGAGGGCAGCGGCGUGGAGAUCCUAAAAAACAAACCGUACACAGACGGACCAGGGGGGACAGGCCAGUACACCCACAAGGUUUACCACAUUGGCAUGCACAUUCCCAGCUGGUUCCGUUCCAUCCUGCCCAAAGCGGCGCUCAGGGUGGAAGAGGAGUCCUGGAACGCCUACCCAUACACGCGUACACGAUAUACGUGUCCCUUCGUGGAGAAGUUCUCCAUCGACAUCGAGACAUACUACAUGGCCGACACGGGCAGCCAGCCGGAUGUUUUCAACAUGUCCGCCGCCGACAAGCGACAGCGGACCGUCGACCCCAUCGACAUAGUGACUGAUCCCAUUCCUCCCCACGAGUACAAAGCCGAGGAGGACCCGAGGUUAUACAAGUCGACCAAGACGCAGAGGGGCCCCUUGCUGGACGACUGGAUCGAAGAGUACAACAACAACCCGGACAAGAUGCCCAUCAUGUGCGCCUACAAACUGUGCAAGGUGGAGUUCCGCUACUGGGGCAUGCAGUCCAAAAUUGAGAGAUUCAUCCAUGAUGUUGGACUAAGAAAAGUGAUGGUACGUGCCCACCGGCAGGCCUGGUGCUGGCAAGACGAGUGGUACGGUCUGACCAUGGAGGACAUCCGGCAGCUAGAGCUGGAGACCCAGUUGACUCUGGCCAGGAAGAUGGCACAUUUUUGCCAGGUGGAGGAGGCCACCGAGGCCAAUGGGGGCACGCCGCCUCCCGUCAAAGAGCAGGAGGCCAAGGAGGAGAUGGAGGCCGAGGUGACAGUCGCCGGCACUGGGACGAACACGCUGCAGCCCCGCGGUGUGCUCACCAAGCAGUGGUCCACCUCCUCGAGGUCCUCUCGCUCCUCAAAACGAGGAGUGAGCCCGUCCCGACACAGCAUUUCCGAGUGGAGGAUGCAGAGUAUCGCGCGGGACUCGGACGACAGCUCAGAUGAAGAGUUCUUCGAUGCUCACGAGGAUUUCUCAGACGGCGAGGAGGUCUUACCCAAGCAAAUCACCAAGUGGAACUCAAACGACCUUAUGGACAAGAUCGAGACUUCUGACAUGGAAGAACCUUCCGGCGAGCUCUUGAAGGACAUGACUGUGGACUACGACAGAGCGGGUGGCGGGGAAAGGCUCGACGAGUGUCUGCAACCCUCCAAGAUCCAUGUGCUCAUCUUGGUACUGCACGGGGGCAACAUCCUUGACACAGGCGGCAGCGAGCAGAGCAGCAAGCAGGCCGACGUCAACACAAUCACCGCGGCGUUCGAUUCCGUCAUGCGCGUCCACUAUCCGGCGGCGUUGGGCCGCCUCGCCGUCCGCCUGGUCCCGUGUCCCGCAAUAUGCGCCGAGGCCUUCUCCCUGGUGUCCAAUCUGAGCCCGUAUGGCUAUGAUGAAGGCUGUCUGUCCAGUAGCCAAGAUCACAUCCCGCUGGCGGCUCUUCCCCUGCUGGCCACAUCUUCGCCUCAGUACCAGGAGGCCGUGGCCACCGUCAUCACCAGAGCCAAUCAGGUCUACGCCGACUUCAUCAAGUCUCUGGACGGAGCCGCUUUCUCUGGCCAGGUCUGCCUGAUUGGGGACUGUGUGGGAGGAAUACUAGGGUUUGACGCUCUGUGCAGCAGCAACCAGACAGUCAAUGAAAGCCAAAAUAGCAGCCGGCGGGGCAGUCUUGUCAGUGUACAGGACCAGGACCUCCUGUCCCCGGGCACAAUUAUCAACUGCGGGCAGGGGUCAGCCUCACCCACCCUGGAGGGCAGCCGCCACCUGAGCCGCAGCAAUAUCGACAUCCCACGAACUGUUUCAGGCGACGACAACAAGAAGCAGCAGCUGCAGCGCAAGAGAAGCGACUUGUCCACCUAUGAGAUCGACACCAUCAAGCAACACCAGGCCUUCCUGUCCAGCUUGCACUCCAGCGUCCUGCGGGGCGACGGAGCCUCGCGCAGGUCGAGCAGCAGCACCAUGCUCGACGGAGGCUCACUGGGCAAGCUGGACUUUGAAGUGGCCGACUUUUUCCUCUUUGGCUCGCCGCUAGGCCUUGUGCUUGCCCUGAGGAAAACCGUCAUCCCCAUGCUGGAUGUGGCCCAGCUCCGUCCCGCCUGUCAGCAGGUGUACAACUUGUUCCAUCCGGCUGAUCCCUCCGCCUCACGCCUGGAGCCUCUUCUGGAAAGGAAGUUCCACCUGUUGCCUCCUUUCAACGUGCCCCGCUACCAACGCUUCCCGCUAGGGGACGGAAAUUCGACUCUGCUGGCGGAUGUUGUUCAGUCUCAUGGUGGUGUCUUCAUGGACAGUUCGUACCCCUCAUCCCCCGUCACGGGCCCCUUCUCCCGGGGCCAGCGCCGUGCCAGUGAGGUCAGCAUUGCCAGCCAGGUGUCAGGAAUGGCAGACAGUUACACUGCCAGCAACAUAGCCAACACCCAGACAGACUCGUUUAGUCAGUUCCAAACUCCUGGCCUCUUGUCCCAGCUGGCCCUGUCAUCCCAAAACAAAUUCUUCUUAAAAAGCCCCCCCAAAUCCCGCAAGAAACGCGACAAAGUCGCCGACGAGAAUGACGGGGAGGCGACUUUGUGUGACACUCAAAGUUUAGGGUCCGACAGCUGCAUGUCUCCCGGCCUGCACAGUGCUAUUUGCGAUCUGGUGUCUCUGGACUCCCAAGCGGAGGUGGACCAAGUUGCAGCUCGCUGGUGGGGCACCAAGCGCAUGGACUUUGCCCUCUACUGCCCCGAUGCCCUGACGGCCUUCCCCACCGUGGCUUUGCCUCACCUCUUUCACGCGUCGUACUGGGAGUCCACCGACGUGGUGUCCUUCCUCCUCAGACAGGUGAUGAGGCACGACAGCUCGAGCAUCCUGGAACUGGAUGGCAAAGAAGUUUCUGAGUUCACACCCUCCAAACCUCGUGAGAAGUGGCUACGCAAAAGGACUCACGUGAAAAUCAGGAACGUGACGGCCAACCACCGCGUCAACGAUGCCGUGUUCACCGAGGACAGCCAACAAACGGUGACCGGCCGCUUCAUGUACGGCCCGCUGGACAUGGUCACUCUGGCCGGCGAAAAGGUGGACCUGCACAUCAUGACUCAGCCUCCGUCAGGAGAAUGGGUUUACUUCAACACGGAAGUCACCAACAGCAGCGGCCGCGUCUCCUUUGUCCUUCCGGAUGACAAGCGCCUGGGCGUCGGCGUCUACCCUGUUAAAAUGGUCGUGAGGGGCGACCACACAUUUGCAGACAGCUACCUGACGGUGAUCCCUCGCGGCACAGAAUUUGUGGUGUUCAGCAUAGACGGCUCCUUCGCCGCCAGCGUGUCCAUCAUGGGCAGCGAUCCCAAAGUGCGGGCGGGGGCUGUGGACGUCGUCAGGCACUGGCAGGAUUUGGGCUACCUGAUCAUCUACGUGACGGGCCGACCGGACAUGCAGAAGCAGAGAGUGGUUGCCUGGCUGUCGCAGCACAACUUCCCGCACGGCAUCGUGUCGUUCUGCGACGGCCUGGUGCACGACCCGCUCAGACACAAGGCCAACUUCCUCAAGUCCUUGACCGAGGCCAACAUGAAAAUAUUUGCGGGCUACGGGUCCAGCAAGGACAUCUCUGUGUACACCUCCAUCAACCUGCAUCCAUCGCAGAUCUUCAUUGUUGGAAGGCCCUCCAAGAAGAUGCAGCACCAGUGUCAAUUCAUCACGGAGGGCUACGCGUCUCACCUGUCCCAGCUGGAACACAACCACCGCUCUCGUCCGGCCAAGUCCAGCAGCACCCGCAUGGUCCUGCGCAAGGGCAGCUUCGGCCUGGGCGCCAACAGCGACUUCCUGCGCAAGCGCAACCACCUGCUGCGCACCAUCUCCUCGCAGCCCGCGCCCAGCUCGCCCACGGCGGGCGGCGUCCACGCCCGCCCCGAGCGCACCCAGAGCCAGUCGGACGGCGAGCGCGGCGCCCCCCACACCCACGUCCAGGGCGCCGCGCAGCGCAGCAUGAGCAUCGCAGCGGGGUGUUGGGGACGCAGCAGCAGCACCAAGAUGGAGGCGGGAGCCCUCGGCCACAAAUGAGCAGAGCGCCUCCGGAAAUACUCCCACCGAUGCCUAUUCGCUACAGCGAACCCCUGUUUAUGGUUGGGGGUAUGACAGACCCACGUGCAAUUGUUGAAAGAUUUUAAUUGUUUUAACGCGCCCAUUGCAACUUUUUAAAGUAUUCCUUAGUGGCUGUUCUCAGACUUUCUUCCAAAAUCACGAUUAACCCCACCCCUCCCAAAAAUGAAAUGUCAAAACACCAAAAUGUUCAAUGUAGCCACAUCCUCAUCUUAUUGCGAAGUGCAGAUGAGCUAACAGGAAUUCGAUCGAUGUUCUCGUCAUGAUAAACUUUCAAACACAUGCUAAAAAGAAUCUGCAUGAUGUAGCAGGGGUUCACUGUAUAGUGUUUCCACAAAUUCUCCUAUUUUUCUCCCCCUCAAAAGCCUUGUCUGAUAGCAAAGUAGUGCUUUCGUGCCAGCUUGUGGUCGCCGGCCAAGCACAGGGGACAUCAAAAUUUAGAAUAAAAAUAUAUAGGCUAUAGUGUUUUUAAGUUUUAGACCAAAAAAUACAAGACAGCAACAAGCGUUAAUGGCUUACUGAUGAUUUGACUGUGGGGGCACUGGCCCUCUCCUCUAACAACCCGGGCUAAAGUUCUCUCACACUAGAUCUGUAUCAUCAACAUACUUCCUGGAAAGCAGUUCUGAUUUUAAUAGGCCUUUGGUGCUAACUUGCAACUUCGUUGAGUACAUCGGAAACAGCGCAAAAACCGCAAAUAGUGAAAUGAUCAACGAAUCGCGAGGGUAGGUUCCACGAUGGGGGGGGUCGCGAAUAGGUGAAUUUGUGAAUAGGCGGGGGAAUGUACUGUAUGCCAUUCAGGUUCCGCUCUUCAAUCUUGGAUAUUUUUUGGGAUUCGACCAGGGCCCAAAAUGCUGUAUACUUCUGCUCCAAACUUGACUUCAGUGGCUCCAAGCACAACACAAACUUUAUGGAGAACGGAUUCGGAGAGGAAAACUGGAUUCGCCCCUCCCCCACCAAAAUUAUCAUCACGUCAAGAAAAUGACUUAACACCAACUGCUCCUUUCCUUCCUGCCCCCAACCCAGAACUCAACAGUUGUAAGUAUUUGGGCCGCACUGGAAAAAACAAAACAUUAUGCUGAGAGAUUCAAGUCAGAAUUUUAGGGCAAAGUAUUUUCGAGAAUAAAAAGUUUUUUAAAAAAGGAAGUUUUUAUCUACCCUGACAAAAGAGCUUUUUUUCUUGGAAAUAGGAGUCAACCCUCUUUUGGGGGAAAAAAAAAAAACGUUAUCAAAAAUAUUUUUAAAUGAAAAAUAAACUGUAAACCACCCACCCCAAAAAUGUUUUUCAGUUUAAACCUACUACUUUCUGGAUUUUCUUUUCUCAAAAUAUCCAACUUUUGUAUCAAAAGCAAGAUUUUUUUUAAAUGCCCCCCCCCCCCAAAAAAAAAAACAAUUUCUAAAAAAAAUGCAACCUAAAAAUUACAAAAAAAAAAUCUUGGCAACAUUUUUCCACAAAAACAUUUACCUCAAGAAUAUGACUGCAAUUGAAAAAAAAACCGGCUUGUCGAAAAUAUAAAAAUAUACAAGCUUUUUCAAAAUAUACAACCUGUUACUCAAAGAUUUACACAAUUUCUUAUGACAAGCUGUCUUGAAAUGUAGUUUAUUUGAGAAACUAUGAAAAAUAUUUAAAAAAAUUAACACUAAACUUUAUUUACAGUACGUAUGUGAUUUUUUUAACUUUGUACAUGACGACUUUUCACACAAAUAUUCUUUUUUCCCCCUCUGGAAAACAAACUCUUCAAAUCGAGACUUUUUCCCAAGAAUAUUGAAAUUUCUCUAGAAAAAAAGAAAGGUUCUCAUAAGGUUAUGAUUCCUUUCUCCCCAAAAAAUCUUCAAGAUUUUCAUUUUACCCCCCCAGGAAAAGGCUCAUACAAUUUGAGUCUUGUCAUAUUAAAACUUUUGUUUCCCCUCACAAAUCUUUUUUCUUGAAAGCAAGACUAAUUAGAUAAGAUUAUUUUAUCAUUAAUAAUGAAAUAAUAAUACAAUAAACUUUUUCUACGAAAUAAUUCCAUUGUAAUUUUGGAAGAUAUAUAUAUAUAUAUAUAUAUAUAAAAGCUUUUAUCUUUUUAUCUUCAGGUGUUCCUUCAAAAUAGAUUUUUUUCUGAAAAAUGUGACGUCUCUGAACCCCCCCCCCCCCCAAAAAAAAAAAAAAAACUCUUACCUGUUAAGUACAGGACAGUUUUUUUUUUUCCUUCUGGGAGAUAUUUGGAUUUUUUUUAGAAAUGUACGACUUGUCUCAUUAGCUUUCAAUGUGGACCACACUUUUUUUUUUUGGAGGGGGUUGAGAGACCCAUACUUAGUUGAAGUGUAUGCAUAUUUUCUUGCAAAUAUGCAGCACUCUCCUGCUAAAAUUCUGUCUUGAACGUGCCAGCAUAAUUGUUUAUUCUUUUCAGCACGGUCCUUCUUCAUCCACCAACUCCCAAAACAAACAGGACUCGUUGAACUCAUGAAUGUGCCAAAGUUCUCAAAGCGGAGAGAGGGAACCAUGUAGUGUGUACGGGCGCCUCCACACACCAUGUUUGUACAUUACGGUGAUGUAUAUUAUAAAUACGAGCGUUCUUGGUUCUGCACAAAUGCUGUCUGCUCCACUCCAAAGUAUCUUCUUUAUUAUUCCUAAUAUUUGAAUUUUCAGUUGAUUUCAGUGGAGCAAAAUUAUUUUGGAAUUAUUGGACUUGUUUUAGUGUGGCCUGGCACCGUAUUGUCAUUUCUUUUGAAUUCAUUAUUAUUAUGAGCGUUGUUUUGUUUUCUUGCCAAUCACACUUGUGUUCUAUUUAUUAUGAUAUUGUAACCUUUGUUAAACGCUAUUUUGGAACUCUGGAAAGUGGCUUUAUCCCGCACGCUGUACAUGAGGUGUUGAAUAUGUUUGUAAAAUGAGUGUAGAAAUCGUGAUGUCCACGUAUAAAACAUAAAAGAAAUGAGGUUUAUAAUAGGACGACGACGAUAAGGUGAGCUAUGCACUGGAGUGACUGCAACGGACCACCGACGUGCCGGGGAAAGUGUGCAAUACUUGUGCAACACAACAACACACAAUCGGAGGUGUCUUGGUCAGAAUGUAUAUGAACAAAAUACAUAAUCGGGGCUCCAGGCCAACUUGCACAAGUCGAUUUGAAGUUGUUGGCACACCAAGGACAAAAGUAUUGGGAUGAACGGCAAACCUGCAACUUGAGUUCUCAAGAUUUAUGAAGUGGGUUUGUUAUGUAUUCUGACCCUGUUAACACUGUUAUGUUGCAGCCAUUUACUAAAAUCAUUCUUAAUCCACCCCCCAAGCGGUCAGGCCCUCUGCACAGUACUUAUGAGAAUUAGCCUUUUAUGCUAAUGCAGGAAAUGAUGCAACAAGUUUUUCCACACCUGGAUUUGGUGAUCCUCUGGCAUUCCUCGUUGCAGAUCCUUUCCACUUCUGCAGGUUGGAGGGUGAAUGUUGAUGGACAGCCAUUUUCAGGUCUCUCCAGAGAUGCUCAAUUAGGUUUAAGUCAGGGAACAGACAGAUGUUCUGAAGCCACGCCAAUAUUGUAGCUGUUUGCCUAGGGUCAUUGGCUUGUUGGAAAGAAAACCUUUGGCCCAGUCUGAGGUCCUGAGCACUCUGGAGAAGGUUUUUGUCUACGAUGUCCCUGUACUUGGCCGCAUUCCUCUUUCUUUGAUUUAACUAGUCGUGCAGUCCCUGCAGCUGAAAAACACCCCCACAUUAUGAUGCUGCCACCACCAUGCUUCACUGCUGACACAGUAUUACACCAGUGAUGAGCAGUGCCAGGUUUUCUCCACACAUACUUCUUAGAAUUAUGACCAAAAUGUUCUAUCUUGGUCUCACCAGACAAGAGACUCUUAUUUCUCCCCAUCUUGGAAUCCUUCAGGUGUUUUUUCUUUUUCGCAAUCUCCAUGUGGGCUUUCAUGUGCCUUGCAUUGAGGACAGGCUUCUGCUGGGCCACUCUGAAUGGUUGGGGGGCUGCAGUGAUAGCUGCCGUUCUAGAACUUUCUCCAUUGUGCUAACUGCAUCUCUGGAGCUCAGCCACAGUGAUCAUUGGGUUCUUCGUUACUUCUCUCACCAAGGCUCUUCUCCCCCAAUUGCUCAGUUUGGCCAAACGGCCAGCUCGAACAAGGGUUCUUUCUGGUCAUCCCAAAUGUUUUUCUUUUAAAGGAUUAUGGAGGCCACUGUGCUUUUAGGAACUCUAAAUCCAGCAGAUUGUUCUUGGGUAACCUUGGCCAGAUCUGUGCUUUGCCUCAAUUCUGUUUCUGGACUCUUCAGGCAGUUCCUUUGACCUCCUGAUUCUCAUUUGUUCUGACAUGCACUGUGAGCUGCUUUCCUAAUCAAGUCCAAUCAGUAUAAUCUAACACAGCUGGACUCCAACGAAGGUGUUGAACCAUUUCAAGGAUGAUCAGAAGAAAUGGACACCACCCAGGUUAAAUAUCGGAGUGCCACAGCAAUGCCUCUGAAUACUUAGGACUAUGAUAUUUCAGUUUUUCUUUUUUCAAUAAAUCUGCAUAAAUAAUUGUUUUUCUGUCAGUAUGAGCUUCUGUGCGUACAUUGAGGGGAAACCAUGAACAAAUUAUUUUAGCAGAUGGCUGCAAUAUAACUGAAAAAACAAUAGGGUCUGACUACUUUCUGCACAUAAUGUAUAUAAAUGUUUCUUGAAAAUCUACGACUACUUCCUUUAAAAAAAAGAUGACCAAAAAAACAAAAUCCAGGGACCUUUUUUUUUAAAAUUGUAAAAUUUCAAGUUUUGUCUUGAAGACUUAAAAUAUAUGACUUCUCAAAAAAGUAAGAUUUCAAAACUCAAGAUUAUAUCCAAAAUAUGACUUCUGGAGCACAUUUUUUCCAUGGUAACUCUCUGAAAUCAUGGGAAAUCAAAAGAAAUCAGAAAAAGAAUUGUGGAGAUCCACGAGUCUGGCUCAUCCUUGGGUACAAUUUCCAGAUGCUUGAAACUGCCAGAUUCAUCUGUUCAAAUAAUUAUACACAACUAUAAACAUGGGAAUGUCCAGCCAUUUCACCUCUCAAGGAGGAGAUGGGCUUUGUGUCCCAGUGAUGAACGGGUUUUGGUCGUAAAUGUGCGAAUCAACUCCAAAACAAACGCCAAAGACCUUGUGAAGGUGCUGGAUGUAGGUGGUAAGAAUGUGUCAUUAUCCACAGUGAAAUGACUCCUGCACCGACCGGCGUGAGCUGAAAGGCCACUGAGCAAAAACGAAGCCAUUACUCCCAAAGAAAUAAUAAUAAUAAAAAAAAAAGAUUACAGUUUGGUGCCAUCUUUGCUCUUCCAAAUGAACAGUGACCCUAAGCAAACUGACAAAACGGUUCAAAAGUGGCUUGAGGAUAACAAUGUCAAUGACGUGGAGUAACCAUCGCAAAGCCCUGAUCUGAAUCCCAGACAACAUUUGUGGGCAGGCGCGUUACACCAGUUCUGGCAGUCGGAAUUGGCCAGGAUUCCAGCAGAGUACUGUCAGAAGCUUGCGGAAAUUUACCAAAAACAUUUGCUCCAAGUCAUGCAGUUCAAAGGAAAUGGAAGGGACAAGGAAAUGUGUGUGUGUAAACUUUUCACCUCAAAGAAAAUAACAAACUUCCCUUAGAAAUGAUCUUGUCAUUAUUGUGGCAUUAAACAAAAUGAAAUAAUUUUGGUGAUCCUGACUGACAUAAAACAGGAGAGGUUAUAUACACACACACACAUAAAUAUCUUGGUGAAAAAGUUCCAACAUUCUCACAAAAGAAUGCAUGUUAGUACAAAUUUGUGGAAUUCACAUUUUCCCCCAAAACAUACAAUAUGUAAAAUAUGAGAUUGGCUGGCAAGCAGUUCAGGGUGAACCCCGCCUCCUGCCCAUUCACAGCUAGGAAAGGCUCCACCAGCACUCCCGUGACCCUCGUGAGGAUAAGCAGCUCAGAAUUUUCCUUUUUUCCCCCCCUUGAAAAUGUCUGUUUUUUUUUAUUUUAACAUUACACUUUUCUCUCCCCAAAAUACAAAUUAUUGGAUUUUUUCUUAAAAAUGUACACCACUGGAAUUUUUCUAAAAAUGGUGUGAUGGCCUUGUUACAAAAAUAUAAAUGAUUUGUAACAUUACUUUUUAAAUCAAAAAGAGUAUUGGAUUUUUCCCACCCCCCAUGUAAAAAAGUUUUCUUGAAAACAUACAAUAUAUUUUCCAUUUUAUAUCUUUUCUGGAAAUGUUCUUUUUCUCAAAGACACCUUUCUAAAUACUUUUUU
Molecule: messenger RNA, 12100 nt
Organism: Syngnathoides biaculeatus (alligator pipefish)
Lineage: Eukaryota; Metazoa; Chordata; Actinopteri; Syngnathiformes; Syngnathidae
Product: membrane-associated phosphatidylinositol transfer protein 2-like
Exons: 25
Coding region: 1759-5883 (1374 amino acids)
Biological process (GO): phospholipid transport
Cellular component (GO): cytoplasm
Molecular function (GO): metal ion binding; phosphatidylcholine intramembrane carrier activity; phosphatidylcholine binding
Source: RefSeq, a predicted model, not a curated record